Messenger RNA from Danaus chrysippus (African queen), 252 nucleotides. Lineage: Eukaryota; Metazoa; Arthropoda; Insecta; Lepidoptera; Nymphalidae. The record is from the annotation of a GenBank genome assembly.
AUGGGACUGAGCGUGGACGGUGGACGACCGACACUGGCCUCAAAUAAAGAGGGACCUGUAUGUAGGAUGGAGAUCAUCGAUCGAUGGAUGAUUCGAUCGUUUGGUUGUCGUGUGAAGGCUGUGGGGCGAUGCUCGUGGUUCAGGGUUGCGGGCGUGACGCACAUGCGUGGCCAAGCCGCCAGGAAAUCCUUUAUUGAUUCCCGCGCUCCCAAGGAAUGCCGCGGUCUCUGUUGGCGCCAAAACUUCCUCUAA